AUUGUGCAAUAUCGCGGCAGCUGUUUAAGACGAGAACGAACAUCUGCCGCUGACUAUUUCAUCUCUUUGCAUUCGUCUCAAGUCGGACGAAGGCUGUGGCUACGAUGGGCGGAUAAUUUCGCCAGUUUUAUCCGUUAUCAGCAACAUGGAAGGAAGAUCAUCGAUAUAAAAUCAUCGAAGAGAGUCGAGAAGUUGCAAUUGACGCAUCUCAAUAUCUACCAUCGAUAACUUGACGCCCGCAAUAAAUUAUCAACGGCAGGUAUCGAGGGUUACGAGGUUUCGGUCGGUAAUUCUGCAUCGAAUGUCACAGAGUACAGAGUAAUGAUCUGUCUUUAGUGAGAUUCACAGAUAAAUUUUGAAGAAAUUCUGUUUGAUGUUGGAUAUUACGAGUUUCGGAAAUCAUGGCGCAUGUAGAGAUUCCGAUGGGAGAUAUGCAGGUUUCGUCAGAAAAGCAUAAGGUUACGAAUGGAUUUGAAUUUCUUCAAUUACCUCAACUACCACUUAAUCAAAUAGGUUAUCCUCAAGCUCACGACUGGAUUGAACAUAGAAAAGCCAAUAUUCGACCAUGGUCAUUAUUUCUUAAUACAAACAAUAUUAGGCCACCACCUAAUAUAACGAGAUUGAGUAAACGAGUUGUAAAGAAUAUUGAAUAUUUCCAGAGCAAUUAUCUAUUUGUGUUUAUUGGAUUAGUCAUAUAUUGUUUAAUCACCUCACCUCUGUUAUUGAUGACAGUUGCUGCCUCUCUUGGGAUAUGUUAUAAACUUUCUCAGCGGCAUUCAAAACAAGAAUUAACAAUAUUAAAUCAUAAACUGACGCUAGCACAAGCAUAUUCUAUAGUUGCAGUUUGUUCACUGCCUGUAUUUUUUCUGGUUGGUGCACAUGCAGCUGUAUUUUGGGUACUUGGAGUCUCUUGGUUUUUGAUAACGUUGCAUGCUGCCUUUUAUAAUAUCGAUGCAAUGUUGAAUCCAGCAGAGGAAGAACUCAAUACAUUAAUUAUGCAAGAACUUUCUCAUUCUGGUACAAAAUAUAGUUUAUAUUUUCGUGAUGAAAUUCGCUCAAUUGACUUUAUACUUGUGUGGGAUGAGUUUAAUGGAGAAGCGCAAACCUACCGUAAUGUUGAACGCAGAAGGAUAUUUGAAAUAAAUCUCGAAAAAGAAGGACUGGAACUGGAGUAUGAACAGGUGGAAACAAAUGGCUUGCAUUUUAUAAAAAUUCAUGCACCUAAGGAAGUUCUACGACGAUAUGCCGAAAUAUUGAAAUUGAGAUUGCCUAUGAAACAAUUGCCUGGCUGCCAAAUACAUCAAACAAGCAACAAUCUUAUUAUCCAAGAAGUCAAUACGUUUAUUCGACGAAUUAUGAGCAAAUAUUAUGUUGACACAACCAUUUUUCCGACAAUGAAGCAAAACCUUACAGCUGUGUAUAGUAGAGAUAAAGAAUACUUAUUCGAUCUGAAUUCGCCUAAUUUUUUCACAUCGGCAACUCGGUCGCGUAUUGUACAGUUUAUAUUGGAUAGAACUAGAUUCACAGAAACCAAGGAAGACGAUUUUGCAUUUGGUAUUGAAAGAUUGAUAUCUGAGCAUGCAUACGUCGCGGCGUACCCGCUUCAUGAUGGAAAUCUACACACUGCAGACUCAAUGCGCUAUCUUUUGUACACUGAAUGGGCCAGUUUGAGAAAAUGCCUCCAUUAUCAGCCCUUAGAUUAUAUUAAAGAGUAUUUUGGUGUGAAGAUUGGACUUUACUUUGCUUGGCUGGGAUUCUACACUCAUAUGCUGAUUCCAGCUAGUAUCGUUGGUCUUUUAUGUUUCAUAUACAGUUGUUCUACUUUAUAUUACAAUGAACCAAGUGAAGAUAUUUGUAAUCGCAACGGUUCUAUCGAAAUGUGUCCAUUAUGUGAUCAUUUUUGUGGCUAUUGGGAUCUCAAGGAGACAUGUUUACAUGCGAGAAUUACUUAUUUGUUUGACAAUCCCUCAACUGUGUUUUUUUCUAUAUUUAUGUCAUUGUGGGCUACAUUGUUCCUUGAAUUAUGGAAGAAAUACUCUGCCGAAAUAACCCAUAGAUGGGAUUUGACUGGUUUAGAUGCUCAAGAAGAAUAUCCUAGGCCACAAUACUUAGCACGACUUGCACAUAUUAAAAAAAAAUCUAUUAAUAUUAUUACAAAUACGGAAGAGCCAAAAGUACCAUAUUGGAAGAUGAGAUUUCCUGCCACAAUUCUUAGUUUCUCAGUUGUUCUACUUUUGAUAGCUGUAGCUAUGGCUGCUGUGCUUGGAGUAGUCCUGUACAGAAUGUCUGUUUUAACUGCAUUAAGUGUUUAUGGGCAUCCUAUGGUAACCAGUUAUGCUAUAUUAUUUACUACUGCUACUGCUGCAAGCAUUAAUCUCUGUUGUAUCAUUUUGUUCAAUUGGCUAUAUGUUUGGCUGGCAGAAUAUUUGACAGAGCUUGAACUGCUUCGUACUCAGUCUGAAUUUGAUGACAGCUUAACCCUAAAAAUUUAUUUAUUGGAAUUUGUCAAUUAUUAUGCUUCCAUAUUUUAUAUAGCCUUCUUUAAAGGAAAAUUUAUUGGCUAUCCAGGAAAUUAUAAUCGUUUCUUUAACUUUCGACAAGAAGAGUGCGGACCAGGUGGUUGCCUUUUGGAAUUAUGCAUUCAAUUGAGUAUUAUCAUGAUUGGCAAGCAAGCUAUGAAUACUAUCUUAGAAAUGCUCUUUCCACUAUUUUAUAAAUGGAUGAAUACUUUAAAAGUCCAUGUAGGUGCAAAAAAAUUGAAAGAUCACAAUAUGAGAUACUCGUGUAGAAAAUAUUUGCAGUGGAUCAGAGAUUAUAAAUUAGUUGAAUGGGGACCGAGAAGUCUUUUUCCCGAAUAUUUAGAAAUGGUGCUACAAUAUGGAUUUGUUACAAUUUUUGUCGCUGCAUUUCCCUUGGCGCCAUUCUUUGCAUUAUUGAAUAAUGUUUUUGAGAUGAGAUUGGAUGCGAAAAAGUUAUUGACCAUGUAUAGAAGACCGGUCGGACAGCGCGUGAGAGAUAUAGGCAUAUGGUACCGCAUUCUUGAUUCCAUUUCCAAAUUAUCCGUUAUUACUAAUGCAUUCAUCAUAGCUUUUACUUCAAAUUUUAUACCAAGGCUAGUUUAUCGUAUAACAAUUUCUGAUAAUUAUUCAUUAGAAGGUUUCCUAGAGCAUUCUCUGUCAAAAUUUAAUACUAGCGAUCUGAAAAGUGGCACUCAACCUAUGGCGUCAUUAGGUCAAGCCCCAAUCGAGAUUUGCCGUUAUCAAGAUUACAGAGAAUCACCAGACUCGCCAAACAAGUAUGAUUACACCAUCAUGUUUUGGCAUAUACUAGCGGCUAGAUUAGCUUUUAUCGUCGUUUUUGAGAAUGUCGUGGCAUUCGUGAUGAACUUAGUACGAUGGUGUAUUCCUGAUAUAAGCCCAAAAUUACGGGACAAGAUACGUCGCGAAGCGUACAUCACCAAUGAGAUUAUCAUACAUCAAGAAGCAUUACGUGCUCUGGAGAGGCCCGAGACUGAUGUUGUAGAGCCAAGGAUCACGCAAACUUAUGUAGUCGCCAACGAAAGUACCGACAGAUGGAAUAGGGUUAUGAGAGAUUGUCUCUCGACUUCCGAACUCGAUUUAGAGGUCCAUGGGUGUCCUCUCUCCCCGGUUAAUACAACUCCGCGUAUUAGCCCUGCUGCAGUCUGAGCAAGAAAAUUCGUCAAAUUGAUGCGAAUCUAUGCGGGUGUAAUGUAAUUUUCUGAAAACUAUUAGAUUAGUGCAAAAAGUAUGUUGUUUUUGUCAAAAUAUUAACGAUUAGACAUGUAUUUUACUCUCUCUCUCUUUCUCUCUCUUUGCUUCUAUAUAAAUAAUUGUUAUUAAAUAAAAUAGUCACUAUUAUGAUACAUAGUCACCAUAUUUGAUACACUUUUUAAAAUUUUAGGCAAGAGAGAAUAUAAUGAAUUUUUUGUUUGUUUAUAUAAAACUUUGUAUGAAUAAUUUUAUAUAAAAGUAAAACACUUAGUGCAAAAACGAUAAAUUUUUUGCAUCAAGAAUCUAAAAAUAUCGUGAUUUUCGCUAGUCGUGAGAUAAUUCGUGAAAUUUGACGGAAGAAGAUAUUAUUUUUGAAAGUAUAUUUUAAUGGAAGCCGCAAUUCUAAGGCUGGGUUCGGGGAGCAUGCUUUUAGCGCUACAACAAUCCUCUGUCCUUAUUCAACUUUCGGUAAGUAACAAAGAUAAACGAUACUUUUAGGGCGUAAGCAUGCUCCCUGAACUCAGCCUAAUUUUAGCUCUUUCUUUCCUCUUUCUAAUUAUAAUAGAUGCUAUAUGUAAGAUGCAUAUGCUAUAUUUUUCAUGGCGGAAAUAAGAGUCUCUACAAAUUUUAUAAACUUUAUUAGAAAAUUAAGAUUGAAUUAUUAGAGAGAGAAUUGUGAUAUACAUUUAUUGCAACUAUUAUUUUGAAGCGAUAUUAUAGUGCAAUAUGAUAAUGAUAUAUCUAUUACUGUUAUUGCUAAAGUUUAAAAUUUUUAAUAUCAAUUAUAAUUAUUAGUAACUUUUCUGGAAUCUGUAUUCUAAUAUUCUCAGUUAUUCUUGUAUAUCACAAAAAGAAUUUUGAAUGUGUUAUACAUAUACAUAUAACGAGAGAAGGGUGUGUCCUCUUUAAUAAGAUAGUUGUAUAGGAUGUCUCGUAUCUAAUGAAUUGAACAUGAUGUUAAAAGACAUCCUAUAUAUACAUAUCGGAAAUAUAAAUAUAUUUAGUAACUGGAUUGUGCAAAAGAUUGUGUUGUAAAUUUAUGUAUAUUUGUGUGUGUAUGUACACAUACACUCAUGCAUAUACAUAUAUUUUUGUGUGACAAAGAAACGCGGACUUUUCUGAUAAAGAUUAUAUAAACUGAUAUAAAUUGUAUUUUGAGAAGAAUCUUUUAUAUUUAUUUAACUAAUUAUAUAGAUCAUUACUAUGAUAUUUGCAGAUUUAUAUUAAGAUUCUCUUCUAGAAUAUUUUAUAUGAGAUGAAUGAUCUUCCACAACAUCUCUUUUAUUGUUAUACUGUAAAAAUAUAUAUUUUAAAUUUAUAUAUUCUCUCAAUUUACAUGUAAAUAUUUUAAACAAAAGAAAGAAGAAUAAUAAAAAGUUACUAUACAUUAACUAA
Molecule: messenger RNA, 5126 nt
Organism: Formica exsecta
Lineage: Eukaryota; Metazoa; Arthropoda; Insecta; Hymenoptera; Formicidae
Gene: subdued
Product: anoctamin-1
Exons: 15
Coding region: 402-3686 (1094 amino acids)
Biological process (GO): chloride transmembrane transport
Cellular component (GO): plasma membrane
Molecular function (GO): protein dimerization activity; chloride channel activity
Source: RefSeq, a predicted model, not a curated record